Carassius gibelio (silver crucian carp) is the source of this 3035-nucleotide messenger RNA. RefSeq lists its product as uncharacterized. The transcript is spliced from 2 exons. The record is from RefSeq and is a predicted model, not a curated record. Lineage: Eukaryota; Metazoa; Chordata; Actinopteri; Cypriniformes; Cyprinidae. The coding region runs from base 252 to 1679 and encodes 475 amino acids.
GCAGUUGAAGAGAAGAGACAUUUAGCCGAUCCAAUAGAAGCAUAAUAUGUGUGCGUGCAUCCUAAAAACCACACCUGUUAUAUGCUAAAUGGGAAAGUAAAGUCCUCAAAGAAAGAACUGUUGUUGACUGAGUUCCUGGGCUCUGACCGGCCUACCAGUGCAAGUGAUCCCUUCCACAGUCUUUUGAUAACUCACAUUCCAAAUCCUACAAAAUGGUCCUUCGAGCCGGAUGAUCACUUCUCUGGAUUAAGAUGUCAGCCAGUUCUGAAACAGUGAACCCCUCGGUUCGCACAAAGUGCCGUCCAGCCUAUUUACAAGAUUAUGAGGUGGACUUGCAGAGCUUCCAUAAAACAGUGUUACCAGUUAGUACAAGAGAAGAACCAGUGGAGUCAUCUGAUGACGAUUACUCUUCGCCACAGGUUGGAGCAUCUGCUGCAAAGCCUAAGAGAGCACAUGGUUUACCCACCAUUUCUUCCCCGUCGAGGCUGACGGUCAGGGAUAAGCAUUGUGACCAUCCACGUCUUCUGCAGCAGCACAUUUCCAGUCCUGCCUACCAGUCAUCACCACAAUAUCCAAACCGACAGCUACAGUCUGAAUACGGUGCAGAGUUCAUUCCCCUUGGUGAUGAAGGUGAUGGAUACCAGAGUGACAGAUCAGAUGCUAGUUCCCUAAAGUUACAAAGGAUCUCAGAGGAGAAUUUAAAGCUUCGUGAAACACAGCAGGCCAUCCAAGCUGUUCUUAAACGAAUUGAGACCGCCAAAGAUGAGCUGAUCCAGCUUUUAGACAGAGCCUGUAGUCUGCAAAAGCCUUUAUCUAUGUCCAACACCCGUUCUGAUUAUCCAUCAGUUAAAUUCCACGAUGAAGCAUAUGCAGAUGAUGAAGACUGGCCAGAGCCUCCUCCACCCAUUUCAUACGAUGAGCCAGAAAAUAUCAAUCAGUGCGGCAGGCAAAGGAUUAAGAGCACUACAAGAACCACACAAACAAUCACUCCUAGACUCACUUCUGUUGAAAAGACUAGGGAUUUCGGCUAUCCAAGUUCAUAUGAUAACCAGUUUAGGUAUGGCCAGUAUCCUGCCCGACAGAUAGGUCCUCCAAAUGCACAUGAACAACCAGGAAGUCUUUAUCCUGAACAACACAGGACAGUUUCCUAUAAUGUGUCACCUCCCAUGGCAUCUGUGGAUCUGACAGAGAAAUAUUACAAAGGUCCCUCGCCCACCAUUCCUUACUUCCGCACCAAAGACCCAAGUGAGUUUGCUCGAUUAAAAAUAGCCUUGGAAAAUCUUCUGCCACCUGAUAGUACUGAGAUGUUCAAAUAUCAAGUACUGGUUGACCACUUGAAAUUAGAAGAUGCUUGUCUAAUAGCAGACUCCUUCUUGCACUCCCCUACACCUUAUCGAGACACUAUGUUGGCCCUGAAUGAGCGGUUCGGUCAGCCUCACCAAGUAGCAUUAAGACGGAUUGCCACUAUUCUUGAUUCACCUGAUAUAAGCCGCAAUGACCCUUCAGCCUUUGAGAAGUUCUCUCUUCAAUUGCAGUCUCUAGUUGGGCUGCUUAAGACUUUAGGCCAGGCAGGGAGCGUGGAGUUGUAUUGUGGGUCGCAUGUUGCACGCCUUCUCAAUAAGUUGCCACCUGAAAGACGGCUGAUUUCCGCCGCCACAUGUUACAUCGGCCUGGGGUGACAUACUCAUUGGUAGAUCUGGCAGAAUGGCUGAAAUAUGAGUCUUGGUGCCAAAGCUAUGAUGAUCAAACUGCCAAGGGAGAAAGCAGAGCCAAACGAGAGUUCCGAGUAGCUCCACGAACACGCCAAACCACUGCCACAGUACUGACUGGGUCUGGAAAUAGUGUUGAUGUGAGAGCCACUGCAAAUUCUCCUGCCAAGGUUGAUGAGAAAGCUAAAGGUAGGCCCAUGGUAUAUUGCUCUUACUGUCAGAACUCUGAACAUGCUUUCAGUCAGUGCCCUCAAAUUCCAACCCUCACCAAAGAUCAACUCUCAGAGUGGAUACGAUCCAAUAGGAGAUGCUGGCAUUGUGGUCUUGCCCAUCAGGCUGCCCAUUGUGGUCUAAAGAAACCAUGUCCACUUUGUCAAAGGAAGCAUCUACGAAUCCUCCAUGAAGUAAAUGAGAGGCCUGUCACAGUGUCAUCCAAAACCGAGGCUUGCCUAGUUAGUUCAGCGACACAGACACUUUACCUGAACAAACCAGUCAGCAGUAAUAAAGUUUUGCUCAAGAUUGUCAGAGUACUCCUACAUCAUGGCAGUUGCACAUUAGACACAUUUGCAAUCCCUGAUGAUGGUUCUGAGCGUACCAUGCUUCUGCCAGAUGCAGUACGAAAACUUGGCUUGAGAGGUACUGAAGAAAGCUUAGCUCUGAGAACAAUCCGUCAUGAUGUGCAAACCCUUGAAGGGGCUUCAGUCUCAUUCCACAUUUCUCCAUACUACAAUCCAAAGAAGCGAUAUCUGAUAUCCAGAGCCUUUACUGCACCACAGCUUGAUCUCAUUGACCAUUCGUACCCAAUAGCUAAGCUGCAAAAGCAGUACAAACAUUUGGCUGGACUACCAUUGCAGAGCUUUGAAAAGGCCAAACCUCUCAUCCUUGUUGGCGCAGAUCAAACUCACAUGAUCACACCAAUUGAGCCGGUAAGACUUGGUCCACCUGGUGGCCCUGCUGCAAUAAGAACCAAACUAGGCUGGACACUGCAGGGCCCUACCAGCCUGUUAGAGCAGCGACUCAAGCCAAAGGAGUGUCUCCACAUAUCCCUUCCUCUUAGCACCACAGAAUUGUGCAAGAAUGUUAAUAGGCUGUGGCAAGUGGAUGUUUUGCCCUUUCGGAAUGAAACAGAGUGCACAAGGUCAAAGCAGGACCAAAGGGCCAUCGAACUGCUGGAAGCCAAAACAAUUCGCAUAAAGGUGGAUGGAAUACGCCGGUAUGCAACACCCUUGUUACGUAAAGGUGACAUGCCCCAUCUUCACGCCACUAUGGAAGCAGUCAUGCCACGCCUACGAAGUACUGAGAGGAAGCUUGCCAGAGACCUGCAAC